GUCAGUAUAAUAUUAUGCGGUUUAUCUAAAUUUUAUGAUUUGCAGUCAAAAGUACAUUAUUCAUUCUUGUGUAUGGUGCACUUCACAAAAUACCAUGAUCGUAAUACAAUAUAUUUGUGUUUUCCUUUAUGUAUGUCAAAUGUCAAAGUUUACUAACUCUAAAGUAAUCAGAAGACCUGAACAAAGUUUAAACAUAGAUUUAACUAAAUGCUCAUCAGAUGAUCGAAAUUGUUUCGAAAGUAACAUCAUAGAUAAUUCUUUAGUCAUGGAAUAUUUAAGUAGAUAUACUUAUAUUCUAUGGUCAUAUGGCUAUAAAAUCGUAAAAAACGAUAACAAAACUAAUAGUAUGACUAUUUGGAUACAAAACAAAGAAAAGCCAGCUGAUUCCGAUUAUUAUAAUGAAUUAGAACAAGACAUUUUGAAUGAAGAUUCCACGAACAAAGUUAAAAGAUCACUAGAGCUCGUUGAAGAACAACCUCCUGAAGGAACUUAUCGCUCUCCGACCAAUGACGAUGAGACUAGAACCGUUCGUUCAUUGCCUCCAAUACCUUCACUACCUUCUAUGCCAUCAAUGCCGUCUUUACCUUCUAUGCCAUCAAUGCCGUCUUUACCUUCUAUGCCGUCUUUACCUUCUAUGCCGUCUAUGCCGUCUUUGCCUUCUAUGCCGUCAAUGCCAUCAAUACCUUCUUUGCCAACACCUUCAAUACCACAGCCACCUACAAUGUCUUCAAACGAACCAAAGAACACAAAUACAGAAGCGACAAAAUACGAUGUAACGACUACAUUUCCGGAUGUAGAACAGUUUGAGACUACUACGGAAGAUUAUAGUGGUAUUGGCGAACCAGAUUGCGAUUAUGAUCCCAUUAGCUUUAUUUUAAAAUGUGGUUUGAAUUUAAUCACUAGUAUAUUUGGAUUAUCUGAUACAUGUUGCAAACCAAUAAUUUAAUCUAUUUCAUUUGUAGACCGAACAAAUACAGUUAUACAUUAAAUAUAUAAAAGAAUUUCGUUAAGUA
Messenger RNA from Melanaphis sacchari, 1013 nucleotides. RefSeq lists its product as uncharacterized. NCBI's taxonomy places the organism in Eukaryota, Metazoa, Arthropoda, Insecta, Hemiptera, Aphididae. The record is from RefSeq and is a predicted model, not a curated record. The transcript is spliced from 3 exons. The coding region runs from base 35 to 946 and encodes 303 amino acids.